GGUCGUCGGUGUGUGUGUAGGCGCUCUCGGGUGUGGUCGGCGCGGGCGCGGCGCUGCAGGAGUUCAGCUGUGAGUAACCCGUUGACGGACGCGAUGCACGGACCACCGUCGAGCGCUGGCAACUUCGGACCGCCGUUCCGCGGCGGGCCGUCGUUCCAAGGCGGGCCGCCGUGCCACGGCGGGUUGCGCCGCUCGUGCUGGGAGGCGCUCGACGGACCGACCGGUCGCCGGCUGGUGCAGCUGGCGGCCGGCGCCGUCGCCGUCGGGCUCGGCCUCAAGCUGUACAGCCGGUACAAGCGGCAACAGCGGCGCCAGCGGUGGCAACAGGAGGGCAAGGACGUGGUGGUGCUGCACACGUUCCCGCGCGCCACCUCCUGUCCCAACAUGUCGCCGUUCGCGCUCAAGAUCGAGACGUACUGCCGCAUGGCUGGCAUCGCGUACGUCAUCGACACGGAGGAGCCGAUGGGCUCCAAGAACAAGUCGCCCUGGAUCACCAUCAACGGGGAGGAAGUGCAGGACUCUGAGCUGAUUCUCGACUACCUGGAGAAACACUUCAACCGGCCGUUGGUGGCGACCGCCAAGCUUUCGCCCGAGCAGCACGCCACAGGUCGCCUGGUGCAGGUCAUGCUGGAUGAGCACGCCAUGGGCUGUAUGGCCAUGAAGCGGUACAUCAUCGACCGCAUGGAGUACGUGCGCACGAUCGUACCGGAGAAGAUGAAGCGCAUGGUGACCGUAUAUCGCAUCUUUUUCUCUGCCUCCAUGAAGAAGGCCAUGUACAUAAAGGGCGUGGGCCGCUUCACUGAGCAGGAGGUGCUGUUCUUCCUCUACCGCGACCUGCAGGCGCUGGCAGACAUCCUGGGCAAGAAGCCGUUCCUGCUGGGCUCCGAGGCGACCGCGUACGACGCGGCAGCUUUCGCCAGUCUGACGCAGGCGCUGUGCGCCACGGCGCCCGAGGUGGAGCUGCAGGUGCGUCAGAAGCAUGACAACCUCGUCCAGUACUUCGACCGGAUGAAGGCGAAGUUCUGGUCCGACUGGGACCAGCUGUGCGAGAAGUAGGCGAGCGGACGCGGUAGACCGUGUAGUGAUGUGUUGCCUACGGCUGCUUGUAGAGCUUGUGUUGUCAUCCAGCCUUGGGAAUCGGCCACUUGCAUCUUAUUCUUUUAGUAGUUGUGCUUUUCGCGGCGCGUGAUGCGUGUUCUCCGGCUUGGGACAAGUACUCCGCAUAUGUUCAACACGCUGAUGCGAAAUUUGAAACUAACCGGUCGCAAGGCGAGACGGGUGCUGGUUGUUGGGUGAUGUCGGCAGCGCCAGCACGUGCAAGGGGGUGUCACGUUGUUCCUGGAAAGGGGUGUUUGUUUUUGCACUAUUGACACUCGAAUACACGUGAUGGAUGAACAAA
Messenger RNA from Pollicipes pollicipes, 1399 nucleotides. RefSeq names its product failed axon connections homolog. The transcript has a single exon. NCBI's taxonomy places the organism in Eukaryota, Metazoa, Arthropoda, Thecostraca, Pollicipedomorpha, Pollicipedidae. Bases 94 to 1056 code for a protein of 320 amino acids. Gene Ontology annotation, cellular component: cytoplasm. The record is from RefSeq and is a predicted model, not a curated record.